CUGUAGUAAAUUCUCGCCAUACGUAAUUUCAUUUGAAUUUUAAGUGAUGGGUCAAGUGAAUUCAUUUAAGUGACCGGUCAAGUGAAUUACACUAUGACGUUCGAGUGAAAUUUAUCUGAAUUUCUAAGUAAGUUUCUAGUUAAUUAUCUCUCGCGUUUUUAAAUAAAAGAACAUUUAUAGAACACCACUUUGAUUUCAAAUACUUACAUUACGCUUUCGCCAUAAAUUUAUUGAUUGGAAAAUUCCAUCGUAAUCCCAAGGCAGAUCGGUUACUGCGGAUAGUGCCACUUCUAAAUCUUCCCUGCUGCAAACCAGAAAAAUCUGUCCAGAUCAAUCCACAAGCUGAAACAUGAUAACGCCUUUAAAUAACUUUUUCUUAAAUCACGUUUAACACAAACUACCGCCAAAAUCGCCUAGUAAAAAAUCGGAAAAAUCCAAAUCCAGAAUAAGCUUUAAACGCUGCUCUUUAGAAUUUGCCAUUUUGAACUCUGAAAAUAAACACAAAUACAACCCGACAUUCACUUGAAAUUCAAGUGAUGGGGAAGUGAAUAUUUUUUCUCACUUCAAAUUCAAGUGACGACUGAAGUGAAUGUGGAUGAAUUCACUUGAAAUUUAAGUGACUGCCGAGUGAAAUGUAUAUGUCGCACUUGAAUGGAAGAAAAUCACUGGAUCCUUGUUUUUAAGUGAAAAAUCAUGUGUAUUUUAAGAGUGAAUUUGGGUUCAGUGUAUAAGCAGUUCAAGUAGAAAGAAGAAGAAGAAGAAAGUUCAUAAAUCUGCAAAGUGCUUUAAUGCAAAAUCAUUUAUGUAAAUUAGCUGUUUAUUCUCUAUUCUAGUAAAAACUAUUAGUAACAAGGCACCUGAACGACCAUGCGUUACUGCUGUGUUCCGGAUUGCUCGACAGAACUGCUUCUUAACGAUUGGGCGGCUCACUUUCCUCGGGAUGAGGAACUGCGGAGCCUUUGGGAGAGUGCAAUCCAAAUUGGAACCGGGCAACUGGUAGCGGCCAAUGAUAAUCUUGUGGUAUGUCAGAAACAUUUCCAACGACGACGGUCAUCGAACGAAGCCUUCGGGGAACCCGUUCUGUUUGAGAGGAAUGGCCUUCUGCUCGAAGUGGUGCGUUGCCGUUUAUGCUGUCAAGCAGACGUAGCCGGAUGCAUGUUCGAUGGACAAAGUCAGCUGUCAUCUCAAUGGACGGUUCGAGAAUUGGCUGAACAGUUGUUUAAAUUGUCCACUGAUUUACAUUCCAAGAACUAUUUCUGUGAACGAUGUACAGUUCAAAUCGAUAUAACUUAUGCUUUCCAGAAGCUUAUCGAAGAAGCUAACUGGAGGCAAAUGACAUUGAACACCAAACUUCAAGAUUACGGAAUCCAAUCGGCUGGGAUUAUUCAAGGGGAAAUCAAAAUUGAACCAGUUUGUCUGGUUGAGGCUGAUUCAUUUGGUUGUGACCGAAAUGAGUCUCAAAUUCCUCCUUCUGUUGAUGAUUUUGAGCAUGUAGAGCUGAAACCAACUAUAGUGUCAGAAUGCAGUAACAAUCUUUCUUCCAAUCCAGAAAGUCGGAAGCGGGAAGAAGAAGAAGAAGAUUCUGAACCAUUUGAUUCCGAUGACAAUGAUCCAGAUUACGAGGCAGAAGCUCAAAGUGAUUCAAGCAAUUCGAAAAAAUCGAGGAGAAAACGAAAAAGAAUCCCUCAGGAAAACAAAAGUCCUGCAGGCGUGAAAGUUUUCAAGGGACAGCGCUACACAGUGUGCAACUUAUGUGACAGUCUUUUCAGACAUAUAAAAGACGUCAUAGAACAUUUCAGCACAGUCCAUCCGGGAGUGGAGUAUCGCAACUUCAAGUGUGAUAUGUGUGACAAAGUUUACUUCACUGCCAAACAACUUCGAGAUCAUAAACGAAUUCACGAUGGCAAGUUCAAAUGCGAUGAAUGUGGCCAGCUACAUUGCCAUCAAGCGGAUUUGGAUCGGCAUGUUCAUACUGCUCACGGUAAGGCACCGAAAGAAUAUCUCUACGUUAACUGCGAAGUGUGUCAGAAACGGUUGCUGAAAAAAAGCUACGACAGUCACCUCUUCUUGCAUACCGGAGAGCGUCCAUAUGAGUGUGAAAUUUGUGGCAAAACAUUUGUAGCCAAAAGCUCGGUAGGUAAGCAUCAAAAGAAGGCUCAUUGGGGCAAAAAUAACGAACUUAAAACCUUUCAAUGCAAAUUGUGCGAUACAAACUGCACCGCUGCCUCUGAACUUGAGCAGCAUGUUCGCCAGAGCCAUUCGGACAAGAUAUUUGCCUGUCAACCGUGUGACAAGGUAUUUCUAUCAAAUCAAGCGCUGAAAAAGCACAUUAAAACGCACGAUACGAUUUGUGCUGAAUGCGGUGAAAAGCACGAGUCACUGCACAAACUUAACACCCAUCGACGGGAUCAUCACGGGGUGCCGUUGGACAAGGACCAGUACCUGUGGUGCGAAAUAUGCAACAAGGAGUUCUUCACGGUGAACACCAUGAAGUACUAUCAGCAGCAUAUGGAAUACCACAACACCGGCAAUCGAGUCACGUGUGACUUGUGUCCCAAGUCGUUCAAAACGUUAGCGUCUUUGGAAACCCACAAACGAUAUACAAACCACCGUACCCGAAAACGUGAAAUGCGUUGCUGUGUGCCGAAUUGUUUUCUUAAAUCUAAGAAGCACGAGUUCAUAGAUUUACCCACGGGCAAGGAGCUGCGGGAACGAUGGUUGAAUGCCGUUGGCGUUGGGACAGGUUAUGCGCUGACAGCCGAAAACCUUCCAAGCUCCACGAUCUGCAUAUGGCAUUUCAUGAACAGUUCGCAGAAGCUGGGCAGCGAUAGGUCCGUCAUCUUCCUAGAACCACUACGAUUCAUGCGAGAUUCUAGGGUCGUUGAAAUACAAACGUGCCAAUUGUGCUACCAAUUUGAAUGCAAAGAGGAAAUGUUUCCAGCAGCGUUGUGUGCAUUGUCGGAGAACGUGACAGAAAAGCUUUUCAACUGGAGUCCUGCCACUGCCCUCGGUGAAUAUUUGUGUAGCGAGUGCACCAUCAAACUGGAUAUCACGCAAAAUUUUCUAAAGCGUGUCUUAAAGAGUCGAAGGGAACAUGAAUUUGAUAUGCAAAAAAUUUGUAAGAGUUUCAAAAACAAACGUAAAAGUGGAAAAGUUAAAGUUUUACGAACAGAAGUUGAGCCAUUGGCAUCACUUGGGAAACGAAAAGUGUCUCGGUUAGAAGAAACAAACAAAACAAAAGAUGAAAUUCCCGGAAGUGCGCCUAAUUGCGUUAAGAUAUCUGCAGAGGAAGUUAAUACGAGUAAAGAUGCGAUCGAAAAUCAUGUAGGAACUGAAUCAAUGGAAGAUACCAAAGAUUUGGUAUUGGAAGAUAUUCAAAUUGAGUCCACUUCGCUUAACUGGUUGAAAACUGAAAAUGUAUCUGACUGUGAAGACGUUCGACGUUUGAUAGAUGAAACUCCAAGUAAUAAAACCAAUACACAUGUGCUCAAGAAAUCUAAAACUUCUCGAAAGGCUGAAGCCGAUUCGGCCGAGAAUUUAGACAAUGACACAAUAUGUUACCUCUGCCAGAAGGAUUUCCUGGAACCGAAGAAAUUGACCAAACAUUUUGUAUUCGACCAUGCCUAUCACGAGUCAAGCAUGAUCCAGUGUUGCGUUCCUUACUGUGGCGCGACCAAGCUCAAAUCGAAUGAAGUAUGUGCCUUUCCUGCGGAUCCGGUGUUGCGAAAACGUUGGAAGACGGCCAUCGAAGUGGGAACGGAGAUGUGGAUGCGCGAUGAACAACUUCUGGAGGAUGCCCUCGUUUGCCGGAAACAUUUUGAAGGAGCUCAAUAUUCCGGAUCGGACUUUCGAGAACCCACGCUGUUUUAUAGGGAAAAUGUUCUAUUGCGCAUAGCAACCUGUACCUUGUGCUUACGGUUCGAAUCAAUCGAUUCCUGUUUCAAAGCUAAUAAUCCGAUGUCUUUCGGGGAAACUCUUGUCGAGCUAGCUCAUCGGUAUUUUGCAAUAUCCCCGGUGGAAGAUAUCGAUCGGCCAACUGAUCCUGUCAUUUGUACUCAAUGUACGGUUCAAAUUGACAUGACACACAGGUUUGUAGAACAAAUUAAUGAUUGUCGCAAAAUCCAACAAGCAAUUGAACAUAAAGUUGAAAGCCAUAAGUCUGAUGAUUUACGUGUUCACACUAAAAGAAAGCGAUCGACUUCUUCCGAGCAAAAUGAUUUCGCCAAACCAUUCGUUAAAAACGAACCCCUGGAAGAUGAAGAGGCCAGUAAUUCUUCAGAUUCGGUGGAGCCCGAUCAGAGUAGUACUGCUACAAUUAAACCCAUUGCCAGACGCAAGUUAUACCACCUGAGUAAAUGUUUUCUGUGUAACAAGGACAUGGCCAACAGAGAGAAUUUGGUCAAACAUUUGACGUACGAGCACAAGUUCGAGAAAAGCUACGAAUGUCUGGAUUGUCAGAUGAAAUUCUCUACAUUGAGGAAAUAUAAUAUUCACCUUGGCCUGCACCAACCGGAAGGGAGACCCUUCAAAUGUGAACACUGUGCAAUUAGAUUCCAGCUACUGUCCCACAGAUUGCAUCAUGAGACUAAUCGCCAUGGUAUUGAUCAUGGACUAAACAAACAUGAUCACUCUAAACGCCGUCAUAGCUGUGGAUCGUGCCAUAGAAAGUUCUUCAAAUCGGAAGAGCUGGAACAGCAUAAGUUGAACGAACAUGGACAGGCGCUGGUGCAAUGCAACGUUUGCGGCAAACAAUUUGCUGCUAGGCACCUUCUCGAACAACAUGUUCGAAUACAUUUGCAUCCGCACAAGUGCAAGUUUUGCAAGUGCCCAUGUCGAACCGAACAAGAUUUGCUCGAACACUUGAAAGAAGCGCAUUACGAGGAAUCGAAAAAGCUUAUCGCUACGUGUCGAUACUGUAAUCAGCAAUUCAGCAACCGCAAGCUGAUCACUAAACAUUUGCAAGCGCAACCGUCUUGUAACCCACGUAUUCCCCCGGUGGCUAGCUGGAAAAGGAAAGGCACUGCGCAGUAUCCUACGUGCAAUCUGUGCCCAAUUUCAUUCGACAAUCUCACCGAUCUACAUAAGCAUUUCAUGGACAUCCAUCCGUCGACGCAAUUCGAAACCUUGCCCUGCGGCACCUGUCAUAAGGUGUACUUCACACGAGUUCAACUCAAUUUUCAUCAACGAAUUCACGCGGACAUGUUCGGAUGUCAGGAGUGUGGCAAAACGCACUACCGCAAAACGGCCCUGGAAUCGCAUAUGAAAAUUGUACACGGCCAUGGGGACGCUAACGAGCGGCUCGUCGAAUGCACCCUGUGCCAACGGAAGCUGAGGCCGCAGAAUCUGCAAGCUCACAUGCGAAAGCACUCCCAGGAGAAACCUUUCCAAUGUGAUCACUGUGAGAUGAAAUUUGUUUCCCGUUCGUUUUGUAUUCGACAUGUGAAACGUGUGCAUCCGGAGGAAGGCCAAACCGAUGUGGCCGGGGAUAAAACUGAAAUUAAGAUUGAACCUGAUGAUGUUAUGGAGCAAACAGAAUCUCAAAGCCCUGAUGUUACAAGAGUUAAGCCGGAAAUUCGAUUGAAGGUUGAAUGUCAGGACUAGUGGAAAAAGGGUAAGUCAAGUCAAGUUCAUUUUUCAAUCGAAAUGCCAUAUGUACCAUAUGCCAUCAAUCGUUUCAAAUUAACACGAAGAAUA
Molecule: messenger RNA, 5694 nt
Organism: Uranotaenia lowii
Lineage: Eukaryota; Metazoa; Arthropoda; Insecta; Diptera; Culicidae
Exons: 8
Coding region: 868-5601 (1577 amino acids)
Biological process (GO): regulation of transcription by RNA polymerase II
Cellular component (GO): nucleus
Molecular function (GO): zinc ion binding; DNA-binding transcription factor activity, RNA polymerase II-specific; RNA polymerase II transcription regulatory region sequence-specific DNA binding
Source: RefSeq, a predicted model, not a curated record